GCUGGGGUAGAUGGCCUCAGCUCCACUGGCUUGUUGAUGCCGAUUACACCAACCACCGCGUAUCGACAAGAAUCGGAUCUGGCCCCAGACUUCGCUACUUUAACGGCUGCGCCAAUAUCACGCAAUUGUUCAAGAGUUACAAACUCACGACACUCGAAUUGCACGAAAAGGCCCUUUGCGCCUGCUGCCAUUGGCGUCAUCACCUCCACCUAGCAAUGCGACAGUGCGCCGCGUAAAUGUCGCCCGAUCACGGAUCGUCGCGGUCGCGACGGGGAGUUUGGAGCCACUGGGUCCCUCUCGCAGUUACACUUACAGUUGCUACUGUAGGCGUAGCUGCUUGGGUUUGGAGUCAGCGAAAAGACGGAGAUGACGAAGACGACCACUACGGCUUAGACUACGGCAAUCAAGCUCGCGCAGGUGACAAUCAACCCCACGGUUCCCGAGACAUCAAUUCGCGCGAUGUUCAAGGCCCCGAGAAACCACCACGACCUGAUGGCCAGAGCCAUGGAAUUGCGCCCGCGGACGAAGAUGCGGCCGGCGGAGGCUGGGGCUCGCGCAUGUCUGGUGCUCUACGGCGAACACCGAGCCCGCAGCAGUUCUUUGACUCGACAGGUAAGACUGUGGCGGCUGGUGUCGCAGCUGCGAGUGCAGCUAUGGGCAAGGCUUUGGCUAGCAUUCGCGAGGAGGACAAGAGCCCCUUUGACGAUACCAACCCCUGGCAAGAGGAAGCAGAUGCUAAGAAAGAACGAGCGCCCGCCGAUACGUCGUCACCACUCGUCGGCGGCAAUAGGCGACGCAAGACGGUUGCGAUUGUGGUGUCUGCCGAGACAGGCGCCGUGCCUGAAGAGGAGGAUUCGUUCCACGAGCACGCUUCUAUCCUCUCCCACAUCCCUCGAAACAUCGAUCACUCCAAGGUUAAGCUAUUUGUUCUGAUUUACGCUCCUGGUUUGAAGGAACCUACUAUGGAUACUGCUACUAGUAACCUUCCGCCAACUUCGCUGAGCUCUUCAUUUUCUAACAUUGGGCACGAUCAAGUUCAAACCCCAGCUGAAGAGUCAAAGAACCAGCUUGAAUCCGCAAGCCCUUCUUUUAACUCCAUCUACUCACAGGCUUUAAGUUUGGUCGAAAAGGAGACAAUGGUUCUCCCUUUCACUACACCUAACGGCCACGUUCAUAUCCUGCGACACCUCCAGCCAGAAGUCAUCUAUCUCCAGAAGGCUCUCUCUGGUCAGGAUGGCAGCAUCAUCACCACCCUCCAGACCUGGCUUCGACAUGACGUCAUUCUGGUUGUUGGAGCUGAUGGUGGUUCUGGUGGAUUGGCAGAUAGUGAAUCCGAGGCCGAGAGGGCUGGAAAGAGCCAAGAAUGGUGGCAGCGCCCUGAAAGAGUUGGACGAGGACGUGGAGUUGUGGUUGUUGAUAGUAUGAGGCUGAAUGAUGAUUGGGCGCGUCGAGUCCAGGGCCAGGAGUGAGACUAACGUGUCUUGCGCAAUCUGGCACGAGAUACCAUGAGCUUUGGACUUUAGUAUAUGCUAUUAAGGAUUAUUUACAGACACGAGCACGCGUGUAUUUAUUCAAUGAUUUCAUCUACCUUAUUUUAGAAAAUAUUGAAUUUUGUAUGCAAA
Messenger RNA from Fusarium oxysporum Fo47, 1622 nucleotides. RefSeq lists its product as uncharacterized. The transcript has 3 exons. Bases 237 to 1469 code for a protein of 410 amino acids. The record is from RefSeq and is a predicted model, not a curated record. Lineage: Eukaryota; Fungi; Ascomycota; Sordariomycetes; Hypocreales; Nectriaceae.